GGAGGCGAUAGCCCGCCCCCACGAGCCGGGUAACACGGAAAAAAAAAGUUAUGUAUUUCGGUGGCGAUGAAAGUGGAAGAUGAGGAAUUUGUUGAACUUUUGGGGGUCGGGCGAGGAUCCGCAGGAUGGUGAGAUCUCGUCAGGGACGAGCGCAGGACUGGGUUCCUGGCUUUGGCAGUUGAUCGCUGGUAGCUCGGAGAAGCUUCAGUGUAACGUGCAGUGUUACGGUCGAGGAGACGUCCAUGAGAAGAUCGUGAAGGAGCUGGACAUCUCGCAGUGUGAAAAGCCAGGAGUUCCCUGUGUUCUGUUUGUCUACAAAGUGUCUUGUGUAAUUCAGGAUCUUCAGAAUGUCCUCCAGAGUGUCACAGGAGAGGGGAGAGCACGGAAGGAAGACAUUUGUGCCGUGAUUCUGUUGGUCAGCUGCAGAGAUGUGGCAGAGGAGAUGAAGAGAACAGAUCCAGAGUCAUUUCCAGAAGGAACAGAAAUUAUGGCCGUGACUAAUCCAGGGUUGCUCGAGGAUCCACAGGGCGAUGAGAUCCGGACAGUACCAUGGACGGUACUUCAUUCUUGGUUCUGGUACCUGUGGGACAGAUAUAUUAUAGACAGAAGCUCGGAGAAGCUUCAGUGUAACGUGCAGUGUUACGGUCGAGGAGACGUCCAUGAAAAGAGUGUGAAGGAGCUGAACAUCUCCUCAGGUGAAGGUCCAGAGAUUCCCUGUGUUCUGUUUGUCUUCAAAGUGUCUCGUGAAAUUGAGGAUCUUCGAAAUUCCUUACAGUGGGUCACAGAGAAACAAGGGUUGAAACGUAGAAACAUCUGUGCUGUGAUCCUGGUGGACAAGUGUUUGCAUAAGUGGAAAAUGCCGGUGGAAGUUAAUCACCAGGGAAUAUUUGAUACUGACACUGUUGUCGUGCGAAUUCUCUGGGAUUCCCCGGAGCAGAUUCACGAGGCGAUGGACAAAGUGAAGCAGAGCAUCAGGAGGUGGUGGGGGGACAACUGGACUGUGAUCCACACAGCAGAAACUUUGGAUAAUCUGUAUAAACCAGUGGAUGUUGCUUACCAGACAAUGCUUAAUCCUAAAACCGUGGUUGUGAGAAUGCUUUGGGAUUCACCGGAGAAGAUUCAGGAGCAGCCCUGCUACAAGAAAGCAGUAGACAAAGUCAAACAGAGCAUCAGGAUGUGGUGGGAUUAUUCAAAGGAUACAUCUGCGUUCACCACCCUGUAAUGGACCAGUGGUAGUUUCCCUGAAUCAGGUGUGUGUUCCUGACUGGACAGAAGUAAAUGUGAUGAUGUCAUUAACCCAUUUCAUCCAAUCAGCUGAUUCUCUGUUUCCCUGUUGUGGAAGAAAAUUAAGAAGAAAGUUCAAUUUUGUUUUCAAUUAUUGCUUAAGACUUUAGUCAUGAGGGUGACAGGAUUAGAUGCAGAUAGUGUCUUGCUUAUACAAUCUAACAAUAGCUAGAAAUAGAUCGUGCCAAUGAUGUGGUAUUGUUAUUUUUUUUUCCUGAAACUGUCUUGCUAGUAGAGGAACAGGCUGUAGAUGUGCAAUUCUAAUUUUGUGUUUCAUGUGGGAACAUUGGUAGACUUGCUGAUACCUUAGAAGUGCUUCUUGAAAUCGCUGGUAAAGUAUGUUUAGCUGUUGGCUAUUGCCCUAAAUCUACUGUAUAAAGUUAAGAUGUAAUCUGACAUUGAUGGGGUUGUAAGACAAUAGCUGCCCAUGGUCAUGUAUUAAAGGAUAACCUUAUACCAUGA
This is a messenger RNA of Hypanus sabinus (Atlantic stingray), 1746 nucleotides long. RefSeq lists its product as uncharacterized. The transcript is spliced from 9 exons. The coding region runs from base 80 to 1222 and encodes 380 amino acids. NCBI's taxonomy places the organism in Eukaryota, Metazoa, Chordata, Chondrichthyes, Myliobatiformes, Dasyatidae. The record is from RefSeq and is a predicted model, not a curated record.